Setaria italica (foxtail millet) is the source of this 2451-nucleotide messenger RNA. RefSeq names its product cytokinin dehydrogenase 8. The transcript is spliced from 5 exons. Gene Ontology annotation, biological process: cytokinin metabolic process. Gene Ontology annotation, molecular function: FAD binding; cytokinin dehydrogenase activity. The coding region runs from base 243 to 2198 and encodes 651 amino acids. Lineage: Eukaryota; Viridiplantae; Streptophyta; Magnoliopsida; Poales; Poaceae. The record is from RefSeq and is a predicted model, not a curated record.
CACCCCCUGCUCUCUUAUCUCCGUCGCCUCUCGCUGCUUCUCCCUUCCCGUUCCAUCCAUCCACAGUUCCUGUGGGAACCCAGGGAUCGAUCUUGACGGAGACGUCAAUCACCGAUCAGGACAGCACGACGCCUUAUUCUUCGGUCUCGUCUCGGCCCCGAGCACCGGCAAAUGCGCUUGCUUCCUUCCGUGAGCUGAGCUGUCCCGGGUUGCUAGGUAUCGAGCAAGAAGCUUGCUAAGCCAUGGUGCUCAAGGCGCUGUACCUGUACGCCGCCGUCGUGGUCCUGCUGCUCUGCUCCUCCGCGAACUUCAUCCAGAGCCCGAGCGACGUGUUCGGCCCCGUAGCGCUCCUGGAGCCGACGCCAUCCGCGGCCCGCGACUUCGGCGCCGUGGUAUCCGAGGCGCCCGUCGCGGUCAUGCGGCCCGGGUCCGCCGCCGACGUCGCGCGGCUGCUGGGCGCGCUGUCCUCGGCGCCGGCGGGGCCCGGGCGGCGGCCGAGGGCGUCCGUGGCGGCGCGCGGCGCGGGGCACUCGCUCCACGGUCAGGCGCAGGCGCGCGGCGGCAUUGUGGUGGAGACGCGCGCCCUGCCGCGCGCCGUGGAGGUCGGCGGCGGCGGCGCGUACGCGGACGUGGGCGCCGGCGCGCUGUGGGUGGAGGUGCUGGAGGAGUGCCUGAGGGCCGGGCUCGCGCCGCGGUCGUGGACGGACUACCUGUACCUCACCGUGGGCGGGACGUUGUCCAAUGGCGGCAUCAGCGGGCAGGCGUUCAAGCACGGCCCGCAGAUCAGCAACGUCCUGCAGUUGGAGGUCGUCACAGGCACAGGCGAGGUGGUGACAUGCUCACCCACCCAGAGCCCGGAGCUUUUCUUCGCCGUCCUUGGUGGCCUUGGCCAGUUCGGUAUCAUAACCAGGGCAAGGAUUCCGCUGCAAGUUGCUCCCCCCAAGGUGAGAUGGGUGAGGGCCUUCUACGACAGCUUCGAGACCUUCACCGGGGACCAGGAGCUCCUGGUCUCAAUGCCGGAGCUGGUGGACUACGUGGAGGGGUUCAUGGUCCUGAACGAGCAGUCCCUCCGGAGCUCCUCCGUCGCCUUCCCCGCCGAGGUCAACUUCACCCCGGACUUCGGCUCCGACGGCGUCGGCGGAGGAAAGAAGGUCUACUACUGCAUCGAGUUCGCGGUGCACGACUUCCAGCGGCAAGACUCCGCCGCCGCCGCCGACGGCGACCAUGUUGUGGAGCUGGUCUCCGGGAAGCUGAGCUUUCUGCGGCCCCACGCGUACAGCGUGGAGGUGGCCUACUUCGAUUUCCUCAACAGGGUGAGGAUGGAGGAGGAGAGCCUCAGGAGCCGGGGCCUCUGGGACGUGCCGCACCCCUGGCUCAACGUGUUCGUGCCCAGGCACGGCGCCGCGGCGUUCAAGGACCUGCUCAUGGGUACCGUCACGCGGGGGGAGUUCGAGGGGCCCGUCCUCGUCUACCCCCUCCUCACUGACAGUUGGAUUGCUAAAUCCUCCUCCUCCUGCUGGUGGGAGAGCCGACCGUCCCGCACUGAAGCUUCAUCGCCGCCUCCAUCACUUCCGCCCUCACGCCGCUGGCGUCCUUCCCACCUCCGACCACCGGCGCCACCAUGGAGACCCUUCCCGCAGCCUCUUCACCACUCGUCCCAUGCUCUACUGACCUCGAAUCGGCGGCGAGAACGAAGGCAAGGUGGAGCUAAGGUGCCGGCGGAGCUCCGCCGGCUCAACUUCGGCGCGGCCGAUGCUCGUCGAUUCGGUCGCGAGGGGAGCUCGCGGGGCCAGCGGCUCGUCGAUUUGGCCGUCGGGGGACCUCGCCGCCGUCUUCCCUCACCUCUCCGCCCAUCGCGGCCCCACACAGCGCCGGCCGUCGCGCAACCCCACAUCAAGCCGCCGGCCGCCGUGCUGCUCGUUCGCAUGCCGGCGCGCUCUGCCCUUCGCAAGGCCACGCGUCGAGCCACCGGCCACGGCCUCGCACGGCGUUGCCCGCGCAGCGCCGCCCGCCGCGCCGGCGCACAUCCGUCCCGACCUCUGGCGGCCUCCCUCGCGGAGGCGGAGCUGGGGCCGGCGCCGAUUCGAGUAGACGGCGGCGGAGGAGAAGAGGGCGGUGGCGGGAGGAGCGGAGGGCGGCGACGGGAGGAGCAGGGGGCGGCGGGGGAUCUGUGGAGGAGACGGGAAGGAAGAGGAUAAGAAGAGAAGAAGGUUGAUUUUGCAUAUUACUCCUAAAAAAAUAUUCCACUCUCGGAUUAGUCCCUGGAAGAAUCAUAGGUAUCCAAUUUUAUCAAAGUUGUUGGAGAGAGCGCAAGAGUUAUCUACUAAAAUAAAUUGUAGGUCACCAGUUUUACAAACCUGUUGGAGAUGCUCUUAGCGUAUAGUCAUGUUGGAUUUAGCAAACGCAUCAAUGCCGUGUCCACUGCCGGAUCCUCCGAACGUCUUUUAUGAA